This is a messenger RNA of Pseudophryne corroboree (corroboree frog), 2580 nucleotides long. RefSeq names its product endothelin receptor type B (gene EDNRB). The record is from RefSeq and is a predicted model, not a curated record. Gene Ontology annotation, biological process: regulation of blood pressure; endothelin receptor signaling pathway; enteric nervous system development. Lineage: Eukaryota; Metazoa; Chordata; Amphibia; Anura; Myobatrachidae. The transcript has 8 exons. Gene Ontology annotation, molecular function: endothelin receptor activity. Gene Ontology annotation, cellular component: plasma membrane. Bases 238 to 1545 code for a protein of 435 amino acids.
CACACAUACCAGGAGAAAGGUCUGAAUUGUUCAUUACACUGAUGUCCACUCACACAUUUCAGAAGAUUUUCUGCCUCGUAUAACUCCCCAGGACAACUCACAAGCUGGAGAACUGUGUCAGUUGAUGUAUUGGCUGCUUCACUACUUCACACUACUAGUAGCAGGACAUAUAAUUAAGGUAUAUACAGUAAUUGCCAAUUUCUGUAAAUAUCCCCCAAUUUUACAACCAGAAACACCAUGCAUUGUCUACGUAUGGUGGCUUUGUUGCUAGCUACAGCUGUUGUCUUUGGAGAAGAGAAUGACCCAUCCCUUCAACCAUUAUCUAAUGAAAGGCUGUCCAUUUUAAGAAGUGUUUCUACUACAGUUAAGUCAACUGAUUUCAAGACUUCAAAUGCUAAUAUAUCAAACCACAGUACAUUUCAAAAUAUAAUGUUUCAAUCUGGAAAAAACAGAGAACCUCCAAGAUGUGAUGGACAGAUUGAAAUCUAUAAUUCUUUCAAAUAUAUUAACACAUUGGUAUCAUGCCUGAUAUUCCUAGUUGGGGUUAUUGGUAACUCAACACUGUUGAGGAUAAUUUAUAAGAAUAAAUGCAUGAGAACUGGCACCAACUUGCUGAUUGCCAGCCUGGCACUGGGAGAUCUACUCUACAUCAUCAUUAAUAUCCCAGUCACCAUAUAUAAGCUUCUAACCCAGACAUGGCCCUUUGGAGUUGUAAUUUGCAAAUUGGUUCCAUUCUUGCAAAAAUCUUCAGUGGGGAUCACCGUUCUGAGUCUGUGUGCCCUUAGUAUUGACAGGUACAGAGCUGUCACAUCCCGAACUCGUGUUGGUGGGAAUGGAAUUUCUACAUGGAGUAUAUUGGAAGUCACUUUAAUCUGGGUUGUAUCAAUCGUGAUAGCCGUCCCCGAGGCCAUAGGAUUUAGGAUUUAUCACCUUGAGUUCAAUGGACAUAAGCUGGAGACUUGUAUACUUCACCCAAUACAAAUAACAUCUUUCAUGCAGUUUUACCAGACCUAUAAGGACCUGUGGCUCUUCAGCUUCUAUUUCUGCCUUCCUUUGCUUGUUACUGCAAUAUUUUAUACUCUGAUGACAUGUCAGUUGUUACAGAAGAAAAGUGGAAUGGGGAUCGCUCUAAAUGACCACUUAAAACAGAGACGUGAUGUUGCAAAAACUGUGUUUUGCUUAGUGCUUGUGUUUGCGGUUUGCUGGCUACCAAUACACCUCAGUCGGAUGAUUAAGUUUACAUUGUAUGACCCAGAAGAUACAAAGAGAUGUGAACUACUAAGUUUUCUUCUUAUAUUGGACUAUAUUGGUAAAAAUAUGGCUGACAUAAAUUCCUGUAUUAAUCCAAUUGCACUUUACUUGGUUAGUACAACGUUUAAAAGUGGCUUUAAGUCAUGUUUAUGUUGCUGGUGUCAACCCAAAGACCUAAUGAAUGUGGAAGAUAAGCAAUCCUGUAUAAAGUUUAAAGGUCAUGAACAUGCAUAUGAGACUAUCACUCCUGUAAAAAAGGCCUUCCUCUGUGAAACAGAAGAUGUAUCGAUUUAAUUUUGUUUAAAAUAAUAUUAAAUUGACCAAGAGCAAAUGUACAGUAAGAGGAUUAUAUAUCUGAGCCGGUCACCUGAAAUUUUAGUGCUCGUGUUACAAAUCCAUAAGAAAUCACUCACUACAUACAGUAUUGUACAAGCACUUAACUCUGACAUCCUCAUGAUGGGGGUAAUUCCAAGUUGAUCGCAGCAGGAAUUUUGUUUAGCAGUUGGACAAAACCAUGGGGGUCAUUCCGAGUUGUUCGCUCGCAAACUGCUUUUAGCAGCUUUGCACACGCUAAGCCGCCGCCUACUGGGAGUGAAUCUUAGCUUAUCAAAAUUGCGAACGAAAGAUUAGCAGAAUUGCGAAUAGACACUUCUUAGCAGUUUCUGAGUAGCUCCACACUUACUCGGCAUCUGCGAUCAGUUCAGUCAGUUUCGUUCCUGGUUUGACGUCACAAACACACCCAGCGUUCGCCCAGACACUCCUCCGUUUCUCCAGCCACUCCCGCGUUUUUCCCCAGAAACGGUAGCGUUUUUUCGCACACACCCAUAAAACGGGCAGUUUCCGCCCAGAAACACCCACUUCCUGUCAAUCACAUUACGAUCACCAGAACGAAGAAAAAACCUUGUAAUGCCGUGAGUAAAAUACCUAACUGCAUAGCAAAUUUACUUGGCGCAGUCGCACUGCGGACAUUGCGCAUGCGCAUUAGCGACUAAUCACUCCAUUGCGACAAAAAAAUAACGAGCGAACAACUCGGAAUGACCCCCCCAUGUGCACUGCAGGGGAGGCAGAUAUAACAUGUGCAGAAAGAGUUAGAUUUGGGUGGGUUAUUUUAUUUCUGUGCAGGGUAAAUACUGGCUGCUUUAUUUUUACACUGCAAAUUAGAUUGCAGAUUGAACACACCACACCCAAAUCUCUCUCUCUCUGCACAUGUUAAAUCUGCCUCCCCUGCAGUGCACAUGGUUUUGCCCAACUGCUAACAAAAUUCCUGCUGCGAUCAACUUGGAAUUACCCCCGAAGUUCCUUCGAAGUUUAAUAAAUCCGAAUUUUAAA